This is a messenger RNA of Cyprinus carpio (common carp), 1089 nucleotides long. RefSeq lists its product as uncharacterized. Lineage: Eukaryota; Metazoa; Chordata; Actinopteri; Cypriniformes; Cyprinidae. The record is from RefSeq and is a predicted model, not a curated record.
GUAACCACAGAGAUAAUGAGUUCAGCCAAUCCCCAGACAGGACUGUGUGGAAUGUUUUCCUGUACUCUCUACGAAUUUCCUUCCACGACAGACGCUCUCUCCCACAUUUUUAGAGCACAACUCUCAGUUCCUCGUCAGGAAUACUUCUAUGGAAUUCUGUGUAAAAAGAAGCCAUCAUCUGUGAAUCAGUCAUCCAUGGAAUGUAGGGCCUCAUCCCUGCCCCAUGUUUGCAGGGACUUUGAGCUCAAUUUGGCUGUGGUGUUGAUGGUCUUGGCUGGGAUUUUGAUCUUGGCAUUGCUGUACUGGGUGCUCCUGCUGCGCCACAGGCUCCGCGUUGCUCAGGCCGGGAAUGCUCUGGAAUACUUUGGUUUCUACCACAUGGCUCAGUAUGAUCUAAAAGAGCCCAACCUGCCUGUAGUGACCCCUUCUCUUCCCUCCCCACCUCCACCUGUUCCCCAGCCUCCAGUUCAUGUCACUCCACCUCCACCGCACAUGUUGUAUGCAUCUGCCCCCAUCAUUCACACCACCCCACCCAGCCCUCACCCGUCAUGUGGAGCUAGCUCGGACGCAGAGGUGUAUUCACGGAUCGGAGUUCUGCGACCCUCAAGACUCUCCAGCGUGAGUCAGACCCAGGUGAUCCUGUUUGAACACUCUGCUCUUUGAUGGACUGAUGCUUUCAAGUCCAUGCACAGCUGGUUUCAUCUUAGCUGUGGUUAUUGUGGGCUGUUUUGUCUUAUUUAAAGAGUUAGGGGUAGAUAAGAUAAUCACCAUCUUUGUAAGUACAUUCAUGUUUGAAUUUACAUUGGGCCCCCUUUUUUUAUUAGAUGUGUUACAUUUAAAAGCUUUCAAAUGUGUCUCCUAUGUUAGGAAAAGUAACAGGAAAAGGGGUUUGUUUGUUCCUGAAUUUGCCUUUGUAAUUUCCUUUAAAGGGUGGGAUUUCCUGAGGAGACUUUCCAUUGCUUUGUUCCUCUCUGUCUCUUAGGAUUUUAAUGUUCGAUGUUCUUUCACUCUCACUGUCUUAGCAAAUGUACAUCAAGUAAAUAUGUGUUAUAAAGUAAAUAAAAUAAAUAUAAAUACCAUUCAAAAGUU